CCCUCCAAAUACGUAAAUAAAAUUUGGAAACUACCGUAGUACAUCAAGGCUCCUACAAUUUUCAUCAUUUGAUCAUUGCGGUCCUAGAGUCAGUAUAUCAUGAUGUGAGACAAGUCAUGCAGCUUACACGACAUAUAUUAUGAUUUGACCGCUGUUUUGUAACCCUGUGUGUUCGUACAUCGGAUCGUCCGUCGAGGAAUGCUUUUGUCCUCUGAUGAAGGUCGCUGAUGUGCUCGCCUUGUCGACCUUGUCUUUUGCCGCUUGAACUACUACAUCAAUUGAAUCCUUUACAUUGUCUGUUUCUCGCUUGAGCGAAAAGUCAUCUUCCGUGACUCCCAUUGAUAUCCUCUGAUGAAAGAAUUCACUGUAACCAACAUUUUGACCUCAGCUGCUCUAUCUUACUCGUUCCUGGUUUUCGUACAAGACAGCUACACAAGGGAAACGGAAGCGUUAACUUCAUACUGCACCAAUUAAAUUAAACAAUGAAGUUUAUGGUUGACCUAAUUUAGCCGACGUUUUAGCGUCUCUCAGUUAGAAAUUAAAAUCGCGAUCGAUCAUAAGGAAAGUCUAAUUCAGUUUUUUUUUUCUUUGCACAUCAAUACGGUCAUGCCGCUUUGCUGGAUUUGUAAAGCAGAGACAAAUUAUCACUGUUUAAGCUGCCAAGCGUAUGUCUGUAACAGGGCAGAAUGCUCUGUUUUGGCGCCUGAAGAAACGCUGUACUGGAAGGCUGGCUUUAGUGUAGCCUUUUGUUUGACAUGUUCACAUAACACCGCCGACGAAAGUGUUGAGGAAGAAAUCAACCAAACAGAAGUCUCACUCACAAGAAAAGAAGAAGAAGUAGACGCUAAGUCAAGUACAUCUCAAAUGAAAAGUCAAGGUGGCACCAAAGAAAAAGUCCAGGAGAAGCGGAAAUGCUUGAACUUACAGCAGAGAGUUGAGAUGAUAGUGUAUGCGAAAGAUCAUCCAAAAGAGGGAUACCGUAAAAUUGCUGAAAAAUUUGGCAUUGGGAGAACACAAGCACAUAAAAUCUUAAAACAAAGAAAUGAAAUACUAGCAUUAUAUGAAAGAAAUUCUCGGCCAAAUCAGCAAAAGAGGGUCCGUUCUGCGAGGUACUCAAAAGUCAAUGAAGUACUACUGCAAUGGUAUGUCAUCUGCAGAAACUUAAAUAUUGCUGUUUCAGGAACAAUGCUUCAAGAGGAAGCUUUGUUGAUUGCAGAAAAAUUGGGCAUUAGUGGCUUUGCUGCAUCUAAUGGGUGGCUAGAGUCAUUCAAGAAACAGCACAAUAUUCACAAUAUGAUCAAAGCAGGCGAGAAUGGAGACCUUUGUGAGGCGACUAUUGAAAGCUGGAAUGAACAGGUCAGACAGUUCAUCAGAGGAUGGAAGCCAGAGGAUGUGUGGAAUAUGGAUGAGACAGGGAGCUUUUGGAGAGGAUUACCUGAACCCAGCCUAACUGAAAGGGGGAAACGAUGUAGUGGUGGAAAGCAAGCCAAUGAGAGAACUACAUGGGCAUUUUUUGUUAAUGCUGCUGGAGGAAAGGAAGACCCAAUUGUGAUUGGUAGAUAUUUGAAGCCACAUUGUUUUAAGAAUGUAAAUGAUUCUAAAAGACCUUAUCAAUGCUGCUAUUUUGCAAACUCAAAAGCAUGGAUGACAAAAGAAAUAAUGGCUGAUGUCUUGUCCCAACUUAAUGAAACCUUGAUUCGAAAGAAGAGAACUAUCUUACUGUUCUUGGACAGUGCUCCAUGCCACUCCCCUACCUUGGCUGAGAAGUUUUCGAACAUUGGCAUUAAUUUCCUGCCUAGUAACACAACAUCAAAGACUCAGCCCCUUGAGGCGGGUAUAAUUGCAAACUGGAAAGUGAAGUACAAAAAGCGGUUGCUUCGCUAUGUGUGCUCCAAGGUGAGUCAAGGCGAAAGCACCGGCGAGAUCGUCAAGUCCAUAGAUAUCUCUAUGGCCAUCCAGUGGGGACGACAAGCUUGGGAUGAGGUGUCUCCUGAAACAAUCCAAAGAUGUUUCAAGAAGACAAGGCUCUACCCAGAAGGACUCGUGGAGGAAGAUGAUCCUUUUGAAGGAGAAGAUGAGCUGCAGCAGCUUCAAGAACUAAUCAACAGGAUCAGCUCUUGUGAUGCUGGAGCAUUUAUCUCGGCAGAGGAUCAACUCGAAGUAUGCCUUGGUAUCAUUGAAAGCUCUGAUCCAAACUGGAGGAAGUCAUUACGUGAUCAGCUGCUUAAUGAGAAGAAGGAAGAAAGUAGGGAGGUUGCAAAUAGCUUAGCAGAUGAGAGAGCCCCUAAAAUUGAUGAAAGGUCUUCUGGGGGGAACAAAGAAUGUGACCCUGAGUUGAAACAACCAGCUAUUAGGACAAUAUCAGAGGCAGAGAAAGUGGCAGAGCAACUGACAGACUUUGCCUAUUUUAAUGGCCACCGGGAACUUUCUUUGGCAUUAAGCCAAGUAAACCAUUUGAUCCAUGAAAUCAAACUGCAGAAACCAAAAAGCUAACCACUGAUUUCAAAUUACCUUUCUUGUUAGAUAAUAGCAAACUUAAACAGAGGUGUUUUUGAGAUGUGAAUGGCAACUGGCAGAAUAAUAGGACUACUUCAUAUACACUUUGAUGCCAUGGUAUCAACCACAGGGUCAUCAUCCAUUUUUUUUUUCAAAGUUAUUGUACUUUGGCAGGAAAAUCUGUAAUUUAUCAGAGCUGGAGAAACCAUACAAAACCUACUUUUAAUCUACCGUACUUAAGUUUAUCUUUCACAAAAAGUGUGCAAUUGAGUUGUUUAUUGCUUGUGAGACUAAGAGUUAAAACAAGUUUCCUAAGAAGAAAACCAUUUACUUUAAGUUAGUAACAAAUUUUGUUUUGUAGUGCUGGAUGUAAUAUCUAGCUAUGAGAAAACAAAAGGCAAGUUGACAUGUACAUUUGGAUGGAUUUGAUCUUAGUCCUUCUGCCACAGUCUAUUUUAAAACAGUAUUAUGAGGUACAAUUUGAUGGUGUUUGAUUCUACAGUCAUUGCAUAUCUAUCCUUUUCAGACUUCAUUAAUAUUGUUGCUUACAUAAUUGUUGUUGAUGUUUGUGUUAAAAUUUCUGCCACAUGAAUUCCAUAAAUUUUGUGUGAAAGGCAUAAUGACUUGUAGAGCAAGAAAGUUUUUAUCACCAUCAUUGAGGUGUUGUACUUUACUAAUACUAUAGUUGUACUGUAUUUUGAAUAAAAUAGUUGAUUGUCAAUUUUUCCAAGUGAGUUGUGCUGAAUGCUUUGCUCCAGAAAUUGGCUUUUGGAGGUUAUGUGUCCAUAAAAUUAGUUUCUGACCUAAAAGGAGAAUUUCUUUAUUAAAA
Molecule: messenger RNA, 3325 nt
Organism: Pocillopora verrucosa
Lineage: Eukaryota; Metazoa; Cnidaria; Anthozoa; Scleractinia; Pocilloporidae
Product: tigger transposable element-derived protein 6-like
Cellular component (GO): nucleus
Molecular function (GO): DNA binding
Source: RefSeq, a predicted model, not a curated record